Messenger RNA from Schistocerca cancellata (South American locust), 1352 nucleotides. It is a transcript of the gene Hs3st-A, whose product is annotated as heparan sulfate glucosamine 3-O-sulfotransferase 5. Bases 74 to 811 code for a protein of 245 amino acids. NCBI's taxonomy places the organism in Eukaryota, Metazoa, Arthropoda, Insecta, Orthoptera, Acrididae. Gene Ontology annotation, molecular function: [heparan sulfate]-glucosamine 3-sulfotransferase activity. The transcript is spliced from 5 exons. The record is from RefSeq and is a predicted model, not a curated record.
CAGGACGUCGCGCCGCCUGCCGCAGGCGCUCAUCAUAGGCGUGCGCAAGUGCGGGACGCGCGCGCUGCUCGAGAUGCUGGCGCUGCACCCGCGCGUGCAGAAGGCGGCCGGCGAGGUGCACUUCUUCGACCGCGACGACAACUACCGGCGCGGCCUGGACUGGUACCGCCGCAAGAUGCCGCACUCGUUCCGCGGCCAGAUCACCAUCGAGAAGAGCCCCAGCUACUUCGUCACGCCCGAGGUGCCGGAGCGCAUCCGGGCGAUGAACGCGAGCGUGAAGCUGCUGGUGAUCGUGCGCGAGCCGGUGACGCGCGCCAUCUCGGACUACACGCAGCUGCGCAGCCACGCGGCCGCCACGGCCGCCACGGCGGGACAGCCGCCGCCGCCCGCGCGCUCCUUCGAGCAGCUGGCGCUGCGGCCCGACGGCUCCGUCAACGUCGCCUACCGGCCGCUCGCCAUCUCGCUCUACCACACCUUCGUGCCGCGCUGGCUCGAGGUGUUCGACCGCGGCCAGAUCCUGGUGGUGAACGGCGACCAGCUGAUAGAGGACCCGGUGUCGCAGCUGCGGCGCAUCGAGCGCUUCCUGGGCCUGGAGCCGCGCAUCGGCCACCACAACUUCUACUUCAACCGCACCAAGGGCUUCUACUGCCUGCGCAACGAGACGGCCGACAAGUGCCUGCGCGACAGCAAGGGGCGCCGCCACCCGCGAGUGGACCCACGGGUCGUCGCCAAGCUGCGGCGCUUCUUCAGCGAGCACAACCAGCGCUUCUACGAGCUCGUGGGCGAGGACCUGGGCUGGCCCGAGCAGUGAGCGCCCGCCCGCCGCCAGCACCCGGCACUGCGCACGCGCCAGCGGCCCGCGGAGGCAGCUGCGGGGCUCGAGCUGAGACGGCCCUGCGCGGCGGCAGUCACCGAGCGAUCCGGAGACGGCCGCGAGAAAGGAACGAACGUCGCCCCGGGCCGUGGACGGAGUUGUCGCCAUCUGGCAGUCGCGCGUACAAUCUACCACUGUCGGACCUGCAGACUCUGGAAACACACAGCACAGUACUGACGGCCAGAUACUGAGCAACCGACAGCUGAGUGUUCAGGCGACAGCAGAGCGAGCUGAGUCUAUGCUACCAGUCGUACGGGAGACGUCGUUUUCGUUUUGUACAUUCCUCCACACUCUUUAACCUUCAGUUACCACAGACUGUACAACAAGAAAGAGCCGAACAAUUCGCCACCGAUGCUACGUGGCUGCGGAACAGAUGUCUGCGAGUCGUGGAACUGAGGCGGGACGAGGGGACCAGCCCGUUAUUCACCUAGGAGGAUGUGGAAAACCGCCGAAAAACCACAUCCAGGCUGGCCAGCAC